This is a messenger RNA of Styela clava, 985 nucleotides long. The record is from RefSeq and is a predicted model, not a curated record. Lineage: Eukaryota; Metazoa; Chordata; Ascidiacea; Stolidobranchia; Styelidae.
UUUAGAUUUUACAAGCUAUUGUAUUGGUAGGGAGGGAUCCACUGUAAAUCAUAUUAUUAAUCAUGGGCAAACUAGAACUUGGUUACUGGAACAUCAGAGGUUUGGCACAACCUGCGAGAUUGCUGCUGGAAUAUGGCGGUGUGGAGUAUGAAGAUAAAAGAUAUCAAUGUGAUAUGGAACCACCUUACGGCAGAAGCAAAUGGCUGGAUGUUAAAUUCACUCUCGGACUCGACUUCCCUAACUUGCCUUACAUGAUAGAUGGCGAUCUGAAGAUUACUGAGAGCUGGGCAAUUUACCGUUAUAUUGCUCGUAAGAUUGGGAUGACCUUCGACACUCCGAAACAGGAAGCAGAAGCUCACAUGCUGGAAGGUAUCAUCAACACUCUUAGGCAAGGAUUUACACAUGUCUGUUACAAUCCUCAAUUUGAAGAGAAGAAAGAUGGAAUGAAGGAAUCACAACUUGGGAAACUACAAGGGUUUGAAAAGUUCUUAGAGGGAAAAAAAUAUCUGACUGGAGAUAAGAUUAGUCACGUUGAUUUCGCUUUCUAUGAGACACUUGCUCAUCACCAAAUCAUGUUCCCUGAUAUUUUCUCAAAGUUUUCCAACAUCCAAUGCUUCUACAAAAGAUUUGAAGAAAACGAGAAGAUUGCAGCGUACUUGAAAUCAAGCCGAUUCCAGAAGUUCCCAAUCAAUAACCCCGUGGCUAAAUGGGGAGGAAAAUUUCAACAAGAUUAAUUUGAAAAGCUGCACAUUGUUCCAUGGCAAUUAAAGAAACCUCAAGAUAACAUCAAUCAAUCAUCUCACAGGGGCGUUACCUAUAAGCCCAAACUUGGAAUAUUCCUCCUGCUAAUUACCGUUCAUAAAUUCGAGUGCUCAAUACUAAUUUCUGUAAUUCUCAGAGUUCUUCGUUGAUAGACGUGUAAUUUAAGUUCAAUUUCGUUUAAUAUUUUAAUUCGUUUAUGACCACAAGUUCUUUGUUUUUAUAU